AUGGGGGACUCUGAGCAUUCUCUCCGCGUCAAUAACUACCCGUGUCUGCUGCCACUUUUACCCACUCUGAAGCAGCCUUCCACGACCUCUUCUCCCUCCCUGCUUCGGAGCGCUGUCGGCGGGCCUCGAAACUCUUCUCUCCCAUUCAGGCCACCAGCUGCUGUAGUCACCGUCAAAUCCGACAAUGCGACCGCCACGUCUUGUUGCAGUCUUUUCUCCCUAACGCGGCGUUGCUGUCCAGUGAACCCCGGAGUUAAAAAUCUCAUCCUUCUCGCCACCCACCGUGUUUUCCGGUAUCAAGGGAGUGCGAGGCAGUCACGACUGGACAAGCGACUGCCCUUCUGCUCAAUCGACUGCAAUGGCUCGCCCAACAGCUUAUACGCCUUUGAAAGAGCUUCAAAACGCUCUAAGACGAUGUCAAAACAUCGCGCAUACCAUCUCUCGCAUCCACUUCCCCUCUCCCCGCCCAUCCACACACAUUCCAUGGCCGCGUCCCAAAAAGGAAGUCACGUGCGAGACGUCCCCGCGAAAGACGUCGAAGUAUCGCGGGGUACGCGGGGUCUGCGGGUCUAUUGA
Mycena indigotica is the source of this 576-nucleotide messenger RNA. RefSeq lists its product as uncharacterized. Lineage: Eukaryota; Fungi; Basidiomycota; Agaricomycetes; Agaricales; Mycenaceae. The transcript has 2 exons. Bases 1 to 576 code for a protein of 191 amino acids. The record is from RefSeq and is a predicted model, not a curated record.